AUGCCACCGCCUAUGCCCAAUCCCGCGAAGCGGUUCACUGCAAAUCCCGCAAGACCCGUUGGAAGGUAUCGUCCGGGCAAGCCAGUUGCGGAGCAAGAAUCCUCUGACGAAGAAGAAUCAGAGGAGGAGCAGCCAAGUCAGAAACCACCGCAGAGAAGACCGCAGCCGUCCCGACCGCAGCCCGCAAAGCCCCAGGCACAGAGACAGGAAGAGAGCGAGGAUGAGGAUGAGGAAGGAUUUGUUACAGACGACGAGGAUGGCACCACUGCCACGGCGCCCAAAGUGGGAACACCACAGAACAAGGCUCCAGCUAUAGGCUCGCGGUCGGACACUGCAAGGCAAACAGACAUCAAACAGGAGUCUGAAGACGAGGAAGACGAAUCCGAAGACGAAUCCGAAGAAGAGGACGAAGAAGAGGACGAAGAAGAGGACGAAGAAGAGGAAAGUUCCGAAGACGACGCCCCUCGGCGGAAGUUCCAACGUCCUACGUUUAUCAAGAAAUCAGACCGAAACCUAUCAGCUACCCCACAAGCCUCCAAUGCUACACCCGAAGCGAUCACAAAUGGCACGCCUGCUCCCGACUCCGAAAUGGACACACAAGCACGGCGGCUUGCACAAGCAGAACUUCUUAUAAAAGAUAAACUCGAACGAGAUGCAAUUGCUCGCGCGCAAGGGAAGAAGGCAUGGGACGAUGACGACGACGUCCUCCCCGAAUCGAUGGUAGAUGACACAGACGGCCUCGACCCUGAAGGCGAGUAUCAAGCCUGGAAACUCCGCGAGUUGAAGCGUCUGAAGCGAGAUCGCGAGGCCCUGAUCGCACGAGAGAAGGAAAUCGAAGAAAUCGAACGGCGGCGGAAUCUUACUGCGGAAGAACGUGAAAAAGAAGAUAAAGAAUAUCUCGAGAAACAAAAGGCCGAGCGCGAGGAGAAUCGCCAUGAAGCUUCAUACCUAGCUCGGUACCACCACAAAGGUGCAUUCUUCCAAGGCGACGAAGCAGCGGAAAUCCUGAAGAGACGAGACGUCAUGGGCGCACGCUUCGAAGACCAAGUAUCUGACAAGUCCGCGCUACCAGAAUACAUGCGCAUACGUGACAUGACUAAACUAGGCAAGAAAGGAAGAACGAGGUACACGGAUAUGAAGAACGAAGACACGGGCCGAUUUGGUGAGGACGUAAAGAGAUGGCGAGGAAGUGGCGGUGGAUCUGGCGUUGGUAGGAACGGUGAUUCCGUCAUGAGAGGCGUCGACGAGCGGUUCUUACCUGAUGAUCACCGAAGCGGAGGGACGCCUGGCCCAACGGGUGCAAAUGCGAGUGUUGUUGCAUCACGACGCGAGAGAGGUCCAGACUAUGAUAGGGACAGGGAGGGCGACAGAGAUGAGUAUCGAGACUCAUAUCGUUCCCGAGACAGAAGCCGGGAUCGGAGAGAUGAAGGCCGCAGGCGAGAUCCGGAUAAAGACAGGCGGAAACGCUCAUACUCUCGAUCACGAUCUCGUUCCCGGUCGCCUCGAAGACGGAAGAGAGACCAUUCAUACGAGCGAGACCCGAGAGAACGCGACGACUACCGCCACAGAGACGGUGUCAGAGCUUGA
Molecule: messenger RNA, 1587 nt
Organism: Cladophialophora carrionii CBS 160.54
Lineage: Eukaryota; Fungi; Ascomycota; Eurotiomycetes; Chaetothyriales; Herpotrichiellaceae
Exons: 1
Coding region: 1-1587 (528 amino acids)
Biological process (GO): mRNA splicing, via spliceosome
Cellular component (GO): U2-type spliceosomal complex
Molecular function (GO): RNA binding
Source: RefSeq, a predicted model, not a curated record